CUGGAUGGGAGGUGAGUAGUGCCGCUCCCUCCGUGAAACUCUAUGGUGCCGGGCCCGGGAGCAGCAGCGCGAGCCGCUCUGCCCAGGCCCAGCCAUGGAGGUGAAGGCAGAGGUGUCCCGGCUGGAGUACAUUGCUGUCUCGCUGAAGUGUGAGGCAGAGGAACCAGUGCCAAUUGCAGCCUGUGCCCAGCUCUGUGCCCCCAUGGGUGACCUCGCCCCCGGGGUCAAGCUGGAGGAGGCUGACAAGGAGCCUCUAGACAGAGGGGGAGCACCAGCAGAGGCAGGGCCUGGUAGGGCCUGGCAGCAGGAGUACUUAGUGGGAGACUGCCCAGGGCGCGGCGGGACCGUGUGCAUGGUCUGUGGCACCUUCCUGGGUACCUGUGGGCCAAGUGCUGCCCGGGAGCAUGUUCUGCAGCACCACGCCCACUCGCUGGGCCUCAGCCCGGAGGAGAAGCGCAACAUUCUGGAGGCCUGGAGCCAGGGGGGCAACCUGCCCGAGGGGGCACCCCCACCCUGCACCCCAGGUCAGUACCAUGGGGCCAAGGAACCAGCCGAGAUCGAGGUUCUAAUUGAUCCAGAGGAGCAGACGGUGACCCGGAAACGGGGGCAGCCCAGAGGGCGCCCUGCCCCUCGCCCAGAUGCUAGGGCCCUGGAGCCCGGGCAGCGCCCGCGGGGCCAGAGGAGACGACAGAGCAUGAGGCCUGUGGAGGGCAUGGCGCUACCAGCCAGGGAGCGUAGGAGCAAGCAGCUGAGUGAGGGACAGGACAGGGGCACCGUGAGUCCAGGGACAACAUCCCCCUCAGAGGAGGCUGCCCCAAGCUCAGCGCCCCCCGAAAUCCGCCUCUUCACUGACGGUUCUUUCCCAGCCGGAUUCACGCUCAGGCUGUACUGCAGACCCCAGUCAGCUUCUGGAGGGAGAGAAAUCAGGAAGAAUCCAAGCGUCCAGGAACAGAAGAGCCCAGGGGACAGGGGAAAAACCCAGGCACUGGGGAAGAGACAGAAGCAGCUCGGCAAAGCAGGGACCGUGAGACGGAGCACAGGGAACCCAGUUGGCAACGGCCCCAUCUCUGCGCUGCCCAGCCAGGAUCUGGACCCAGGUGUCCCCCGCCUCCGCCGCAAGGGCUGCUCUCACCAUGGCAUCACCCGGCGCCUCCGGCUGAGCCCUAGCACCGUCCGCUGCACGCUGCAGAGCUGGCAGACGCAGGGCAAGGCCCCAGCAGCCCCCUCCCCACCCCAGGCCAGGCCCUUUGACCCGGCAUGGCGCGCCGACUUCCUGAUGGACUACGAUGCUGGUGCUGGCACCAUGGUGUGCAUGGUCUGCGAGUACUCCCUGCUGCCUAUUCGACUAGGCACCGUCAUGCGCCACAUCCGCCAGUGCCAUGCCGAGACCCUGCACUUGCCUCGGGGGGUGCGCCGGGCCAUCCGUGAGGUGUGGGAGACCCGGGGACCCGUCCCCGCUCCACCCCAGCACGGGGCGCUGAAGGGGGAAUAG
Messenger RNA from Gopherus flavomarginatus (Mexican gopher tortoise), 1492 nucleotides. RefSeq names its product spindlin interactor and repressor of chromatin binding (gene SPINDOC). The record is from RefSeq and is a predicted model, not a curated record. Gene Ontology annotation, biological process: negative regulation of DNA-templated transcription. NCBI's taxonomy places the organism in Eukaryota, Metazoa, Chordata, Testudines, Testudinidae. The transcript has 8 exons. The coding region runs from base 95 to 1492 and encodes 465 amino acids.